This is a messenger RNA of Ciona intestinalis (vase tunicate), 1835 nucleotides long. The record is from RefSeq and is a predicted model, not a curated record. NCBI's taxonomy places the organism in Eukaryota, Metazoa, Chordata, Ascidiacea, Phlebobranchia, Cionidae.
AAGUAAGUCGCCCGUGCAUGACUUUUAGUCGCCAGGGACGCUUUUUUUGCCGAAGGCGAAAUAAUUAGCACAAGUGUGUUUGCCACUGUAAUCAUUGAUAAGUAAUCAUUAGUUGUUAAAAUGGUAAAGAAGAAAGGGAAGAAAAAGAAAUCUAAGAAGAAAGCAGAAGCACCGGAGCCAAGCAGUGGAGGUGACCUUGAAGUUGAGGGAGAUGGGGCUCAACUUGGAAUUGGAAAGAAAAAAAAGAAAAAGGUUAAACUUACCAAAGAAGAAAAGGCUGCAGCAAAAUUGGCUAAAAUGCUCGAAAACUUUGUCACGGACAGCGCGGCUUAUGAAAAAUUUCUUCAAAAGCUCGACGUGUGGAUGAUGGUGAAUACAGGAGAAGUAGAAUCACUUUUUAAGCGUUUUGAUGAAGAGGGAGAUGGCAUUGUACCUGUGCAAGUAUUCAAAGCAGGGCUAAAAGAUUUGAACUGCCCUGCUACAAGUUUAGAACUCCAUGCGUUGGCAGUUAAACUUGACCCAGAACAAACGGGUAACAUCGAAUACAGUGGGUUUGAGCGUGGUAUCCAUUUACUGGUAAAUGACAAGUCCGAUGAAGAAGAAGAAGACGAUGAAAUGAUCCCGGAGGACUUUGUUCCUCCACUUUAUGUCACUAAAGCUCCUCCUCUUUUUGAGACUCUUCAGGACCCGCAUCACGCUACAUAUCCAAGGUUCAUCAUAGUACACCUGAGGCUAGCAACUUUUGAUUUGAUUGACAAACAUCCUGGCCAUUUUGACAUGAAGGUACACAGUCAUAUGACUAUUGGAACGUUAAUUGAACUUAUUGGAGAACGAGGUCGCAUUACAAGUGGUGAACUAAACGUGUAUACAAACAAAGAAUGUAACCAGGAAGGGAAACUUGGUAAAUACCAAUCACUUAGCGAAUGCGGUUACAUUGGCGGCCCCUUUCGUCGACCGGAAAAUGUAAAGUUAUUUUACGACUAUGUAGUCGAAUACAGUGACUGUCCUUUACUCAACUGUGACCAUUACUUUGGUCAAGAAAAACGGCCAAAAAAUCCAGUUCUUACGGCGUAUUUGUAGAAUAACUAGGUGCCUGUAUUUUGAAAACUAGGGCUUGUAAAAGUAUAAUUCAAAUGUGGUAAUAAAGCACUUAAAUUUAUUAAAGUGCUUUACUGUAUUUCUUACUGUAUUUCGUGUACUUUUUACAAACUCUUAGACAUACUGCGUUUAAAUGUAUGUAACGCUAUAACAUCAAAUAUUCAAUUUUUUAAUUGUAAUUUUAGUCAAUUUUGUAGACAUUGCCUUUUAGAUCAGCUCUGUAUUGAGUAAGCUGUAUUUUAUAGCUUUACACAAACUUAAAAGCUGCAAUUUUUGACUCUGCAGCAUUUUUCUGUUGGAAUACAAUAUAAAUAAAUUAAGUUAUGUGCCUAUAGACAUUAGGAAUAUAGUGUAUAUAUAACUGUGGGGGAAGAUGGGACACCUUUAGCACAUAUUAUCCAAAUACCCUGAUCGUGUUUUAUACAAUUACCAACGGUCCAUGGGAGUUGUAAGGAUACGGUUUUAUAAUUUUUUUUAAUGUUCUUUGUUUACUUCCAAAUUGGACGAGAAAAUAGAAUAAACAGGUGCCCCAUCUUCCCCCACCCUACUUUAUAUUUUAUUUUCCACAUAUAAGGUCUUUUUUGAACAGCGUUUUAAUUUUUUCCUUUUAGUAAGUGGUGGGAAUGCGGCAGCUGUUUUGUAACAAUACUGUUUACUGUGUAGUUAUUAAUAGUUUACCGUUUACACUGUGCUGUUGUUUUAGUGCCUUUUUUAAUAAAUGAAAUUAUAUAAUAUGA